UGUCCCGUUCCCCCCGAUCUUCCUGGGAAAUUCAGUUCAAUAUUUUUUCUCCUUUCUCGUUACUCAUGUGUCUCCCGGUUUGGGAGGAGGGUGAAAAUGGACUGAACAAGAGGGAGGAGAAAACCCAGGCAGAGAAAGAGAGGGAAAUAGCUAGAGCCCGUAGCCAGACUUUGCCUGCUUAUUCAGCGCUGAGUGCUGCACUGCGCCGAUCCAGUUGUGGGAUGUUAAGAUUUGCCUUUGGCUGCACUUCUCCUCACUCACAUAAAGACUCUUUAGACAUUUUUAUGCUCAUUUUCUUGGAGGAGGAGUGAGAGAGGGAGAGACUAGCCAGACCUAUUAGCCUGGAGCCUGAAACACACACACCAACUCUCGCUCUCUCGCUCUCUCGCUCUCUCUCUCUCUCUCUCUCCCCGACACACACACUUGUACACUCCUCCAGCUCCGCGCUGCACCAAGGUAACAGUGAGUGGAUUUAGCCUUAGCCAUCUGGUCGGAGCGCAGAGAAAACCUCUGCUGCACAGAGGGGAAAAGGGAAAGGACGAUGCAGCACUAAACAGAGAAAGCCAAAGAGUGAAGAGUGAAAGAGAACGCGACACACACACACACACACACUGACAGACAGGAUGGCCACCGCAGUGUUUCAGGUGUCUUCAUCUUGUGUUCCAGCGGCAAACUAUGAGCUGGCACCAAGCAGCGACCUCCCUCUCAAACAUGUAGACACCAUGGGCUCGACAAAAUCUUCAAAGAGCAUGGAGUCACGGCGCAGACCAUCGAGGAGUGUGAGUCUGCUGCAGGCCCUGGAGGAGAGCUACGAGCUGGACCUGAUCUACAUCACCGAGAGAAUCAUCUCUGUCUCCUUCCCCAGCAGCGUGGAGGAGCAGAGCUACGCUGCCAACCUGCGGGAGGUCGCCUCCAUGCUGCGCUCCAAACACGGCCACAACUACCUGCUCUUCAACCUCAGUGAGAAGCGUUACGACAUCAGCCAACUUAAUCCAAAGGUGUUGGACUUUGGCUGGCCUGACCACCAUGCUCCAGCCCUGGACAAAAUCUGCAGCAUUUGCAAGGCCAUGGACACCUGGCUGAGUGCGGACAGCCACAACGUGGUGGUCAUACACAACAAGGGCAACCGGGGCAGAACUGGAGUGGUGGUGGCAGCCUACAUGCAUUACAGCAACAUAUCUGCCAGUGCUGACCAGGCUCUGGACAGGUUUGCCAUGAAGCGCUUCUAUGAAGACAAAGUGCUUCCUGUGGGCCAGCCGUCUCAGAAAAGGUAUGUGGAGUACUUCAGCGGCUUGCUCUCCGGACACAUCAAGAUCAACAACAAACCCCUGUUCCUUCAUCAUGUCAUCAUGCACGGCAUCCCCAACUUUGAGUCUAAGGGAGGUUGUCGUCCUUUUCUCAAAAUCUACCAGGCCAUGCAGCCCGUGUACACAUCUGGAAUCUAUAAUGUUCAGGGUGACAGCCAGACCAGCAUCUGUAUUACCAUUGAACCUGGUCUUCUUCUGAAAGGGGACAUUCUGCUCAAGUGCUACCACAAGCGCUACCGUAGCCCGUGCCGAGACGUGAUAUUCCGGGUGCAGUUUCACACCUGCGCUGUUCACGACCUGGGGAUUGUCUUUGGGAAAGAUGAGCUUGACGAAACAUUCAAAGAUGACAGGUUUCCAGAAUAUGGAAAAGUGGAGUUUAUUUUCUCCUUUGGACCAGAGAAAAUGCAUGGUCAAGGUGUGGACCACCUGGAAAACGGGCCGAGCGUCUCGGUUGACUACAACACACAAGAUCCUCUGAUCCGCUGGGACUCCUAUGAAAACUUCAAUCAGAAUUGUGAGGACACCACAGACGAAGUCAUCCAUACCCAAGGACCCCUGGACGGCAGCCUCUACGCCAAAGUUCGCAAAAAGGAGUCUGUUGAAGGAACAGUCACAGCAAACGGCCUCCCACCCACUGCUGUUGAACAUGCUCUGCCCGCGGUUGACCAUGCCUUGUCAGUGAGCAGCGACUCAGGAAACUCUACUGCCUCCAUCAAAACUGACCGAACUGAUGAAGCGGCAGCAGCCCCUCAGGCUUCCACAGUGAGCCAGACACAAGUUCCUGUAGGUGAGGAACUACCCCCAGUCCAUCACCACGCCCCACCUGCACAACAACCAAUCAGUCCCCAAGAGAAACAGGAGCUGGAGCAGCUGCUGAGUGGCUUGGAGGGUCCCAUGCAUCGACAGGGCUACCUGUCCACUCCAACCUCUUCUGUUGGAGGUAUGCUUCACCUUGUGCCUGCCCAGGUCCAUGUCAAUGGGCACAGUAGCAUUGACCGUGAGACGGACAUUUUAGAUGAUGAGCUACCCACCAGUCAAGAGGGCAACAGUGUGGACAGUCUAGGGACGUUCUCCUCAACAGAUGGUCGGGCUACACCAGCUGAUCUUUACUACCAGUCUGAGUCACUUAUCAAUGGCCAGGACCAUGUGCCGUAUCUGGAGCGCAGCGUUCCAGAAAAGCCUCUGGAAACCGUCCAGCUACAGGUUGGCCUAUCCGACAAACCUGUCACUUUGAGACAAAGUGAUUCAGCCCCAUCCUCGGCUAAUUACAUGCCUACCCAGAAUGGCAAUUUGUACCGCUCUCAGUCAUUUGGUGCAGAGACAAAUUCUAUGCCACAAGCUCCCACCCGCACCACCAGUAGCAGGGAUGCCGUCCAGCGUGGUCUCAAUGUUUGGCAGCAGUUUGGUGUACCUGAGGAGCCAGUAACUGAAGGCCUCACUUUUAGCCCACUUCCUUCUGUAGCAGUGAUGCCCAGCCACCACAGCCUCCCACAGUUCCCUCAUCGCCACAGUGCCUCCCAGCAAGAAAUUGAGCAAUCUAUUGAAACCCUUAAUCUCCUCAUGUUGGACCUGGAACCAGGCCAAUCGCUGGUGCCAAAGUCCCAAAGUGCUCCACUGCGAGACAACAGUGUUGUAGUGACCACCCAGCCGUCCUUCUCCCAGAGCCAAGCCAGGCCCUCCUACCAGGCCGAUGCCACCAUUCAUACCCACUUUUCUGGCCCCAUGUCCGGCCUGGCCAGCCACACGUCACCGGCUCAGAUGUCACCAGGGAAGCCUAGUACACCAGAGCCUGCACCUGUCCAGGGAUCUCUGAGUUACACAUCUGAAACGGCUGGAACCAGUCUUUCCUCACAAGCCUCCCCCACUGUAGCUGGUCACAUCCAGCUCAAGCCCAUCAACACCUACCCACCAAGCACAUUGUCCCAGUCAGCAGAGGUCUCUGAGCCCCAGAGAAGCCCUAGUGCUUCCUCAGCAUCACCACAGCCAAGAGAUAGUGAACCAGAUGAAGUCUUCAACGUUGAAGGUCUGGUGGCUCAAAGAGUGGCUGAAUACUCGGCUCGUGUCCAACGUGUCAUCCCCAGCAUUACCUCUUCUCAGUCUGAGCACCGCCGUUCUCACUCCCUCUCGGGUGUCCAGGCCCGUGCAGUGUCCUUGGACGAGCCUGCAACUCUGCCCCGCCGUCGCAUCACCAGCGACGGCCAAUACCAGAGCGGUCCUGAUGACGGUUCCUCUCCUGAUGUCCCAGUUCGUUCCCCCAUCCGCUGUGUUUCUCCAGAGUUUGUCAACGCCAUAGCGAUGAACCCCGGGGGGCGACCUAAGGAGAGACACAUGCACAGCUACCGUGAAGCCUUCGAGGAGAUGGAGGGUGGCCCCAUCAGUCCUACACCCACAGUUGGUGGUGAGGUGUUUCCCCAAACCCCUGCCUUCCCCAUCACGCCGCAAACCCCUUACUUCAACCUAUGUCGGUCCCCUCCUGGUCUUGCCAAGACUCCACUGUCAGCCCUGGGAUUGAAGCCCCACAACCCAGCAGAAAUCCUCCUCAAUCAAACCGGCUCAGAUGAUGAGAGCAGUGAGGGUGAGGAAGCAGCACCAAGAAGCUAUGUAGAGUCUGUGGCAAGGUCGGCAGUGGCAGGCGGCGAGCAGCCCGCUUCACCUCAGAGCCUUAGCCCACCAAGAGAGACUACAGGCCAGCAGAGAAGUCCAAGUCCCUCCUCCCACACACUGAACCCACCUUUGUCCAGCAGCAGCCCCAUCCAGAGCUCACUGGGUGAUCACCCCUUAGCAGAGAGCAGCGUUAGCACUCCGUCCCAACCCACUACUGAUUCGGGCUUCCGCUCCCAGGCUACAGAGAGUGUCUACCCCACUCUCACCCCCUCAUAUCAAGCCCUGAAUACUCCCACUUCUUCCUACCUAGAUUCCAGCUCUCCGAUCUCUUCCUACCUUGGCACUACUACCCCUACACUGUCCAAGCUUGGCCCCAACACCCUACUAGGGAGCUAUGUGCCCUCAGAUCCCAGCCCGCUCACCUCAGAACCCUCCCAGAAAACGCUCAGCCACGAAAGUCCCCAUGCACAGCACCGGACCAACAUCCUUGGCUCCACCCAUAACCCCGUCCUCCAGCAGCGCUCAAAUGCUAAUCAGGAUGGUUUCAUCAUGGGCCAGCAAACAUCACCAGCUAAUGGCUUUGAGGUGGGUAUGGUAGGUCUCAGUGGCAGUCCCAUCCUUGGUUGUCGUCUGUCUCACGGAGCGCAGAGCAUCCCAGUCCUCGGCAGACAGGCCUCUUUGGGACAGGGGUCGCAGCGGAGCCCGGUCCUCAGCAGACAACCGUCCCUGGGCCAGCCCAUGCAGAGCAGCCCCGUGCUCACACACCCCCAAGGAAGUCCAGUUUUGGGCCGACACCCAUCCGUAUCACAGGUAUCCCAGAGAAGCCCCAGUUUGGACCGUCACCCCAUGCACAGCGGUUACACCACCCCAGAUGAGAGACACGGGAACCUGUCGCGACAGAGCAGCUCCUCGGGCUACCAGGGACCACCCACUCCCUCCUUCCCCAUCUCGCCUGCAGGCUUCCAGGAUGUGGGGACUGGUAUAGGGUUCCGGCAGGGCAGCCCAGCCCCUGGUUUCCAGCCCCAGCUUCCAGAGAAGAGGCGCAUGUCGAGUGGCGAUAGACCAAAUGGAGCAUUGUCCUAUGGCACGCUGAACGGGAAGAUAAUGUCCCCAGUGAGUGGAGGAAGCACUCCCAGCUACUUCCACACCCUCUCUGACUUUUCAAGGUUCAAUAUGCCCGAUGGAAGUCCUGAGAGCAGGCUGAAUGUCAAGUUUGUCCAAGACACGUCCAAGUUCUGGUAUAAGCCAGACAUUUCCAGGGAGCAAGCUAUCAGCCUGCUGAGAGAGAGGGAGCCUGGAGCCUUUGUUAUCCGGGACAGUCACUCGUUCAGGGGGGCUUACGGCUUGGCUAUGAAGGUGGCCUCUCCUCCACCCUCAGUGCAUCAGAACAAGAAAGGUGACAUCACCAAUGAGCUGGUGAGGCACUUCCUGAUUGAGAGCAGCCCUAAAGGAGUGAAGCUGAAGGGUUGUCCAAACGAGCCUUACUUUGGCUGUCUGUCUGCCUUGGUCUACCAACAUGCUAUCACACCACUGGCCCUACCCUGCAAACUACUCAUCCCAACAACAGAUCUCAUUGAGGAAGCGCCAGAAGUCGCGACAACAAAUCCACUGGUUGAAAGGCUGAAACAAGGAGCAGUGCAGAGGGCCCCUGCUGAUUCCCAUGCAUGCAACGUGCUCUAUAUCAACUCAGUGGAGAUGGAGUCCCUGACAGGCCCUCAGGCUGUCGCCAAAGCCAUAUCUGAGACACUGGCUGCCGCUUCUCCACCUACUGCCACCAUUGUGCACUUCAAGGUGUCUUCACAAGGCAUCACACUGACCGACAACCAGAGGAAGCUUUUCUUCCGACGCCACUAUCCUAGCAACGCUGUCACGUUCUGCGAUACUGACCCUCAGGACAGAAAGUGGAACAAGCCUGAGGGAGGCACAGCCAAGCUGUUUGGGUUUGUGGCGCGUAAGCAGGGAAGCACAACCGACAACGUCAGCCACCUCUUCGCUGAGAUGGACCCCGACCAGCCUGCCAACGCCAUCGUCAACUUCGUCUUGAAGAUGAUCGCCUCGCAGAAACGAUGAGAGCUGACAGCAAACCCUGGCGCUUUUUUUAAAAUGCCUUUGGUUAUUUUCUUUCCUUUUAACCACAGACACUUACUUUCUGUUUUGGACAAUUUAGCAUUUGGUUUUAUGUGUCACCUUAUUUUUUCCUGCUCUUUUACAUUUACUUGAGUGUCUGUGUGUGUGUUUGUGUAUGUAAACAAAUGAAAGAACAAGACAGAGUGUGUGUGUGUGUGUGUGUGUGUGUGUGUGUGCACGCGCGCACGUGCGUGUGUGCGGCUUGCAUGCAUGUUCUUUUCUUCUUGGACGGACUCCAGAAUGGACCAGAGGAAGUGCAGGAUGGGCAUGGCUGUGUGUGACAAUGGGACGGGAGGCGAUUCCGAUCUCCAGGCAGGGUAACACAUGAACAGGAAGAGGGAAUGACAUUGUGUGUGCAAAUGUGAUUUUUUUAACAAUUGUUUGAUUUUUAUUUUUCUAAAGAAGAAGUCAAGUUGUGCGAUGUAAAGUUGGAUUGUAAAUCUAUCAGGCUUUUGACUGGUCAACCAAAGAUUUUAAAAAAGUAGUCAGGGCGUGUAUAGUGUGCCACUGUUGGGGGUCGGAAGUAUUCUUUUGUAAAACAAUUAUGGCUGCUUAAUCAAAAAUACUGAACUGUUUCUUUCUGUAUGUACUGAUACUGUAGGUCAAUUCUGCACCGUUGCCAUCUUGCAAACAAUGUUUUCGGACAUUUUUGCAGCUGGUGAGGUCUGUGUAAAUAUUCUAGAUUGCUUUAUGAGUAGGACUGUUCUAGAUGACAUUUGGUGCCUGACUUUCUUUUGUAAUGCAGAGCUUUUUAAGAAAAAGAAGAACAUAAAACUCUUCCAGGCUGUCUUAAAUAUGCAAAUAGCCAAACUUGGAAUUAAGGUUGUUCUCCAAAAUUCCACAGGUCCUUCCCUGUUCGAUGUAGCAGUGUCGCUAAAGAUGCAACAGAUGUUAUUCCUCUGAAGUGCAGCUGGAGUCGGACGAUAUCAGCUAAAACAAUUUUUCUUGCAUCUAAGGUUUCCAUGUGGACACAGAAAAGCAUCAGUAAGAAGCCCACUGAAUCAUUGCAUCCACACAAAGUCUCUUGAUUGUUUUGGUCAGACAAGCAAAGAAGAGGAAUGGCUUCCUAUCUGCCAACAUUCCCUGUUCGGUCUGCGCAGCACAUAUCCACACUAUUUCGCUCAUUACUGAAGGGCCUAAAGUUGUUUUGUGAGGACGAUCUUUACAGAAAAGUGUUGUCCUCCUAUACUGCUCUUCAGCUUUCUGUGUUGAAAGUUUCCGUCAAUAGAAAGAAGCUCUUUGCGUCAGCCGGCCAAAACUGUUAACACACCUAACCCAAAAGUAAGCUAUACAUAUAAAUAUACAUAUAUAGAUAUAUAUAAAAACUUCCAAACAGUGACUUAAGAUAUUUAUUUUUUUUGCUUUGUUGCUCUAUGUUAUCGUGUAUACAUGUAUUAUAAAGUAUACAUCAAGAUUACUGAAAGUGAGAAGAAAAGAUUGCUUUUUAUUUUGGCUAAAGUGCAUUGACAUAUAUAAGGUGUAAAUUGUGUGCAUUUAAAAGUGUAUCACUGUUGUUUUUGAAUGUUUUUUUUCACAGCAUUACUUCCUUUUGUUAACAUUCUUGUUUUCUUGGGGAGGCUUUGUUUUUGUUUUUUAAGAGAGGGGAAAUAUUUUGUAUGAAAGAUUGUUGUUACUAAAGUCCAAAUCGGAGUUAUCCUAAAGUGAUGCCAACACGAUUGUUUUAUUAACUUAAACCUGCCUAGAAAAUACAUUGUCCAAGUUUAGCACUUAAAUGUUGAAGUAUUAUCAGUGUGUUUCUACUUGUUAAAAGAGACGAUAUGGAAAUUGACAGACCCAUGUCAUCAUUGCAUGUGUGGAGGCAGACUUACUAGCUCCUAAAUCGUAUUUCACACAGCAUCUCCGCAUGGGUCUGGAGCUUGUUCAUGGAAAACCAGUCAGUUCAGUGAGUAGCUGCUGCCCUCAUGUGGUGUCGAAAGAUCAUUACAAAGGAACCACUUUUAUUCUACAGUGUUUUAGCUGUGAUUAUGGCACGUCAAAGGGUAAAUGUUUGAGUUAAGUAAUGUGAUCGCUGAGAAAAUGAACUUAAAGAACUUUAAUUUUAAUGUUGAUUCAAAUGCUAAUUUUCUUAGCAAAUGAGUUUUGCCAAAUCCCAUUCAAGGAUUGAGGAGCAGAGAUUUCGACUCCCUCCUUUAUGCCUGAUACUCUAGGAUCAGUUGGCAGCAUGAUUAACUAAAUAAGGGUUAGUUUGGGGGCCUACAUUGACUCCAGUGUACUUCAAAAAUAGAAAAAGCAGCACUUACAGGGCGUUUAUAUCUGACAAGAAUGUCCCAUUAUUUAUUAGCAAGAGCCUGCAUGCUCCAGUCAAGUUGUUACCUUAGCGUUGCUGACUGUAAUCUGUACACAGUAUCCUCAAGUCUUACUCAACCCAGCCCUUUCCAGAAAGAUGCCUAUAGAUAGUUAUCAUCAGGUUUUGAUUUUCACGUGACAACCGUGUCUUGACUCGGCUUAUCAGAAAGAAGAAUCUAUAUUUUUGCCAUCCAAAUGCUUGUUGAGAAAAGAGUCUACUUCAAACUGAAUGUUAGCCAUUUGUUUGCCAAGAUGGGAACUCCAGUGGCAACUGCCCACUUUGACAGAUCAGUCUGGACUGUGGAAUGUGUGUGAAUGAGCUACUAUGCCUGUAUAGAGCCUUGUCAUGUUUGGUUUGCUACAUUGUAUGGCUUUUACUAUUUCUGAUGGAAUAAAAACACAUUAAAAAGCAGUACAAAUCAAAA
Siniperca chuatsi (mandarin fish) is the source of this 8770-nucleotide messenger RNA. RefSeq names its product tensin 1b (gene tns1b). Gene Ontology annotation, molecular function: protein binding. Lineage: Eukaryota; Metazoa; Chordata; Actinopteri; Centrarchiformes; Sinipercidae. The transcript is spliced from 33 exons. Bases 624 to 5981 code for a protein of 1785 amino acids. The record is from RefSeq and is a predicted model, not a curated record. Gene Ontology annotation, biological process: fibroblast migration.